UUACAUAAGGGCACUUUAGUGUUGGUCUGGCUGUACAAGUACCAGUGAUCGCAGAACGAUAAGAACCUGGUACAUGCACUCAGAAAGCCAGGUUACAAAGAUAGAAAGAGGGAGCAAGCAAACACAUUUAGAGUAACUGAAGCACUCAGACUUCAACAGGAAUUUUAAACAGGACUGUUUUUGGAGCGUCUACUGACAGAUUCUUACUUUUGGAUUUAGAUUUUGGGGGAGGACUCACACUGAUAACCACAACAAAUUCAGAGGAAAGCAGGUAACACCACCAGGAAGAGAUGAUGGCAGAGUGACCAGGAAGUAUACACAGUGACUCACGGCUCUUUUGUCUGGAAUUUUCUGACAGCUGGAAUUUAAGGUUUACAGAAGCAAAUCAGACGUGAAUGUUGACACAGCCAGCAGAGAGAGACGCACUGCUGCAGUCAGGACCUACGGAGGAACCACCACACUGGCCUUUUUGGAGCUUUUUCACAGUCUAAUUGUGGUCUCUGGAGUCUGAUUUCCUCAAAAGAACUUUUAACGCUGUCAGUAAUGUCAGAAGGGGAAGAGUUGUCCUACAAGGAGGCCAUUGAGAAGGCCACCUCCUCCAUCACUCGCUUCCCUCUCAUCCACAUCAGAGGAGUUCCUCUCAUGUCCCAUAUCGCCUACAACUGGGACUCCAUCUCGGCUUUUCACCCUGACCCAUCAGAUCUCCUCAUUGCCACCUACCCCAAAGCAGGGACCACAUGGACCCAAGAGAUAGUUGACCUGCUUUUUCACAAUGGAGAUGCCGAGGCCUGUAGAAGAGCACCCACGCCCGUCCGCAGUCCCUUCCUAGAGAUCUGCUCCCCACCCCCAAUCCCCUCAGGUCUUGAUCUACUGAAAAAAAUGGAUCCUCCAAGAGUUAUCAAGACACAUCUUCCUUUCCAGUUGGUGCCUACAGGAUUCUGGGAAAACAGAUGCAAGGCUAUCUACGUGGCAAGAAAUGCCAAAGACAAUCUGGUGAGCUACUACUACUUCGACCUUAUGAAUAAGACUCAGCCUGAGCCAGGACCUUUUGAGGGCUACAUUGACAAGUUUAUGCAAGGAGAGUUGUCAUGGGGUUCCUGGUAUGAUCAUGUAAAAGGUUACUGGAUGGAGAAAGAGAAGAAGAAUAUCCUUUACCUCUUCUACGAGGACAUGAAAGAGAAUCCUCGGCGUGAAGUGGAGCGCAUCAUGAAGUAUCUGGACCUGUCAGUCUCUGACAAGGUCAUCAGCCAAAUCGUGGAGCUCACAUCCUUUAAGAGCAUGAAGGAGAACCCAAUGGCAAACUAUUCCUGCAUCCCAUCACCUGUUUUUGAUCAGUCCAUCUCACCCUUCAUGAGAAAAGGUGAAGUAGGCGACUGGAAAAACCAUUUCACCCCAGAGCAAUCAAAGAAGUUCGAUGAAGACUAUGAAAAGCAGAUGAAAGAUGUCAACAUACCUUUCAGGAGCCUCAUCUAAAAGAUUUUGUGUUUCGUUCUGCAAACCAAAGGCCGAUGAACUGACACUGUGCAGCACUCAAACAGCAGAAACAAUGUCAGAAUUCUUGGCACAAGCUAAAAACCAAAACGAACAAUGUCAAAAUACAAAAAAAAAAAAAAAAAAAAAACUUCACUUAUUAUGUUUAAACUUCACUUAUUAUGUUUGGAUAUAAACACUGUAAUCGCUGCACUUAAUGACGUGUCUAUUAAAGGAAAUCAUCCAUGUACGUGUGUAAAGAAUGAAUAAAAAUGUGCUCCACAAUGCAA
This is a messenger RNA of Melanotaenia boesemani (Boeseman's rainbowfish), 1760 nucleotides long. It is a transcript of the gene sult1st6, whose product is annotated as sulfotransferase family 1, cytosolic sulfotransferase 6. The record is from RefSeq and is a predicted model, not a curated record. The coding region runs from base 544 to 1473 and encodes 309 amino acids. Gene Ontology annotation, molecular function: sulfotransferase activity. The transcript is spliced from 7 exons. Gene Ontology annotation, biological process: sulfation. Gene Ontology annotation, cellular component: cytoplasm. NCBI's taxonomy places the organism in Eukaryota, Metazoa, Chordata, Actinopteri, Atheriniformes, Melanotaeniidae.